Messenger RNA from Sander lucioperca (pikeperch), 3202 nucleotides. RefSeq names its product solute carrier family 10 member 2 (gene slc10a2). Lineage: Eukaryota; Metazoa; Chordata; Actinopteri; Perciformes; Percidae. Gene Ontology annotation, biological process: bile acid and bile salt transport. The record is from RefSeq and is a predicted model, not a curated record. The transcript has 6 exons. The coding region runs from base 684 to 1808 and encodes 374 amino acids. Gene Ontology annotation, cellular component: apical plasma membrane. Gene Ontology annotation, molecular function: bile acid:sodium symporter activity.
GUAUAAUAUUGUGUAUAUUUAACUGAAUUUAGAUAAAUUGUAGAGACUUGGAUUUACAUUGAAAUGUAAGACGUUCUUCUAUUGAACAGUGUCAGAAAAUCUUUAUUACAUCGCCUGCGUGAUUUAAUGGUUUAAAAUAAUGAAUUAAAGAAAACACGAGGCCAUGGAACUUUUAUGGGACCUGUGGAAUAAAAGACCUUGUCCGUAGGGUGUGUGCCCUAGCUGUCUGUGAGAACUACAAGCAUCUUCCCUCCUUACUGGCAUUGCAGGAUGAUGAUGCUGCAUAGCAUAGCUGUCCAAUAAAGUUUUAAGAGGCCAAAGGGCAGAAAACGUUGGAACUGUGGCGCUUUCACAAUUCACAUUUCAGAAUGAUUCUCUUUUUAUAUGCAUGUGCUUCUGAACACUGACCCCAUAAAGUAUUGGUUAAUUUUUGAUUUUUUUUCAGCUGAUUUUUCCCCUCCCAGUUGUGUCCGGCUGUGGCAGGGUGGGCAUAAAGAGCAGUGAGCUGGGCAGUUCUUGCCACUGUCAGCCAUCAUCUUCUUGGAUAUCGGAGAAGGAGAAACUGGUGAAGUUUCGUGGAAUCUUAAGAACUACCAACCCCUGAGGGAAACUCUCAUCUAGUCUUCUCUUUUCUAAUUGGCAGCCACCGAUUAUCCUCUUCUUCUACCGUUGCAUUGUCCAAAAUGUCCAUGUUAAAGGCCACAACUGUGCCUGCUGCCUGCUCCCCUCUCUCCACAGUGUGCUCCGGCCCAAACUGCCUCGUUCCUCCCAGCAACUUCAACGAGACGCUGGGCCUGGUGCUGAGCACCGUGCUCACUGUGAUGCUCGCUAUGGUCAUGUUCUCCAUGGGCUGCACCGUGGAGGUCAAAAAGCUGUGGGGCCACAUCAAGAAACCCUGGGGCAUCCUCAUUGGCUUCCUGUGCCAGUUUGGAAUCAUGCCUUUCACAGCCUUCGCCCUGUCGCUGGCCUUCGGUGUGCUGCCAGUGCAGGCUGUUGUCAUUAUCAUUAUGGGCUGCUGUCCCGGAGGCACCGGCUCCAACAUCAUCUGCUACUGGCUGGAUGGAGACAUGGACCUAAGUAUCAGUAUGACAGCCUGCUCCUCUAUCCUGGCUUUGGGGAUGAUGCCUCUCUGCCUGCUCAUUUACACCACCAGCUGGACUUCCUCCGACACCAUCGAGAUCCCAUAUGACAGCAUUGGUAUCACUCUGGUGGCCCUUCUUAUCCCAAUUGGUGCUGGGAUUUUUGUUAAACGCAGGUGGCCCCACCUAGCAAAAAAGAUCCUCAAGGUAGGGUCCAUCGCAGGCUUCGCUCUCAUUAUCAUCAUAGCUGUGGUUGGAGGAAUUCUCUACCAGUCCUCCUGGACCAUUGCUCCCGCCCUGUGGAUUAUCGGAACUAUCUUCCCCUUCAUUGGUUUCGGCCUAGGGUUCUUCUCGGCCCGCUUUGCGGGUCAACCCUGGUACAGAUGUCGAACCAUCGCAUUGGAGACGGGUUUCCAGAACUCGCAGCUGUGCAGCACCAUUGUCCAGCUGUCCUUCAGCCCUGCUGAGUUGGAAGUCAUGUUUGCAUUCCCGCUCAUCUACAGCAUCUUCCAGCUGGUGGUGGCAAUCAUAUGUGUGGGAGCCUACCAGGUGUAUAAAAAGAGAUGUGGCGGUGGUUCAGCUGAUGCAGACAGUGAGGCUCCAUCCCUGGAAGCUGGCGACAGUGACUCAGCAAAAAAGAACGGACACGCUGUGGACAACAGUGCCUUUGAGUUUGAUAACGAUGACCACAGCGGAGAGAAGGACGUCAAAAAGAUCACCCAGCUGUGAGAUCACAGACCUGCAAAUCACAGACUCUGGACUGAUCAGUAUGAACAUCCAGGGCCUCAGCACUACUGCAGACAGCAGCCGAACACACACACUGUGAACACACACUGCACUCUGCAGGCCGGAGCUGUACACCACAGCUCCUGUUCCAAAACAUUUUUCAAGAACCGACAAGCCCGAAUGUCUUCCCUAGUGUGGCCCACAAUUAACUUCAAGGGGGAGCAGUGACUGACACACUGUAUUAUAUUGUGUUGAAUUGCAUUGUAUGAAUAUACAAGACCCUCCUUUGACUUAAUUUAUUCAUAUAGUAUCAUUUCUGUCAGAAAGCCUUUACGUGUCUGAUUCAAACUUGGGGCAGGGUAUCAUUCGGGAAAAUACCUAAUACCGAUGAAUUCUGAAACACUUUAAAACACUUAAAGGUCAUAAAAAUUCAUUCAGAUUUGGCAAUUUGAUGAUGCAUCCACCUUAAUUACUAAAAUGUAUCUGUAUCUUAUCGGCUAUACUGGACCUAUAUUUACUUGGUAUCGGAUCAAUACCAAGUAUUGCAGUAUUGCACACCACUAGUAAGCGGGCAUAUGGUAACUUAAGAGGUAAUAUGGCCUUGUGUGCUCUGAUGAAUGUGGCAUGCAGUUAACACACCAGUCCUAACUAUAGCUUUUAAAGUUAUUUAUUUAAAAGUUUUCUUGAAGGGCUGUGUAGUGGAUAGAGACUUUAAAGUAGUAAAAAACUUCUUUAAACAUUCAUCAUUUAUCUGGUAAGACUCAGAGUUGUGUCAAAUGAGAAGUGUGUUUCGCAGUCAUCAGACCCACUAACAGAGCAUAAUGCUGUUAAGUUUAAAAUAAAAGGUGAUUCUGAUGUAGCAGAUGAAAUCAGUGGUUACUACAGACCACCUUUGGCCCUGGGGCCCAGAUGCAAACUUCUGCUCUGUGUUCUCGGCUCAUUCAGGUCCUUUCACUUAUUCUAUGCCUCUUUUAGACUACAGUAGUCAAUACAUAGAGGUAAGGGUGGGAUCGGGUGCAGCUGAUUCUUGGCAUUUUGAAAUGCAUGAGCUUGUGGUUAUACAUAUCCAUUCAACUGAAGAAACAGGGAUAUGCGGUAUAUCCCAGUAUAUUUAUGAAACAUAUUCACAGCUUAUAUGUUAGUCCUCUGUAUUGUGCAAAUGUAAAAAAAAACAAACACAAAAUUCUAAAUUUCAUGGAUUAACAUCAUAUUACAUUAUAACAUUGUACAUUAACAAAAUAUUUUACAAAACUCUGCAAGAAACGUGCCUUCUGAAAUGAUGUUUUUAUCAAAACACUUUUACAUUGUGGUUGUCUAUUUUGUUGUAAUGAUUCAUGUUUUUAUGUAAAUAUGUGAACUAUUCAGCUCAAUAAACAUAUUCAAAUUUUGUUAACUUA